This is a messenger RNA of Phytophthora nicotianae INRA-310, 882 nucleotides long. RefSeq lists its product as hypothetical. The record is from RefSeq and is a predicted model, not a curated record. Gene Ontology annotation, cellular component: MKS complex. NCBI's taxonomy places the organism in Eukaryota, Oomycota, Peronosporomycetes, Peronosporales, Peronosporaceae. Gene Ontology annotation, biological process: cilium assembly. The coding region runs from base 49 to 726 and encodes 225 amino acids. The transcript has 3 exons.
ACAUAAGUUGGUGAUGUUGCGCUAUGAUCUGAAGCGACACACUUCAAGAUGGCAACCGCUGCCGACGACGCGGUGGCCAAAGCAUUGGAGCGACUACGGCUGAGGAAGGCUGGGAGUAUAGCUGGAAAACAUGGUGAUGCUCCAGCGACGGUGACACCUAUGCCAACGUCCAUGCAAAUGGCGCAGCCUGCCGCUGGAUUCCAGGUCAUCUGCUCAGGCCAAGUGGAGAGGGUACAUUAUCCAGGUGUUACGAAUGUGUACUGCCGUUAUACCAUAACCUACGGCGUUGACUGGCGCGUACUUCAUGGAGCUGAGAACGGACUCUCGCAGAUUGCGUAUCUAGCCAGCAACGAAGACGAAAUCCUGCUCAACUUCCCUAUCGAUGUAUCAUUCAAAAGUACCAACCCAUUCGGCUGGCCUCGCUUGGUACUUAGUCUGUAUGGACUCGACGCACUGGGUCGCGACGUGGUACGGGGCUACGGCUCCGUCGCGUUCCCAGUGUCACCUGGCUGCUCUGUGCGUGAGGUGCCGCUAUUUCGGCCAAUGUCGUCGUCACGGAUACAGCAGUUUAUAGCGUGGUUAACGGGUUCCCCACCCGAAUACUUCGACUCCAAGUUCGUAGCCCAAAGUGAUAGCCGCGAGGUUACACGAGUCACAUCUGCAGGCAAAGUGCGCGUCGUGCUGAACGUGGCGACGCACGGGAUGAAACAACACGGGUACACAUAAGCGAAAUACCAUUCAUUGCUCAGUUAAUGAUUCAAUCACCAUAGAAACCAAGAUGCACAAUUCAAAGAUAAAGACCUGAACCUGAUUUUCUCUUUUACCACCUCAAGUCUAAGCAAGAGGGGCUUGAGAACACCAACAGCAGCUUCAUUUAGCACA